AUGGGUAAUAUGGGAUCUAAAAGAAAAAGAGAAAGCCUUCAAGGUAAGCCCAAGUCAAAGAAACAGCGUAGUAAGACUUUGAAGACUUCAAAGUCUCCCACGUCUUUAACUGCGACGAAUAAAUACGCAGCAUUAUCUUCGCAUGAAGACGACUCAGACUCUGGUUUAUUAUUUGACUUUGAACAAAAAAGAGAGCCUGACUUGGUAUUACUUGAUAAAGAUGACGAUGAUACUGAUGAUAAGAAUACUAAUAAAGAUAUAAGCGAUCGUGAUGAACUUAAAGAUGACGAUGAUGUUGUGAUUGAAUCAGAUGACUCCGAUGAUUAUAGUAAAGAAGGAGUCACUGAAAAAGUGAGUGAUGAUCAAGAGGGUCCAAAGCCCAAGAAGCGAAAAUUUGAAGCAAACGAAUUAGCGAGGAACCUGGAUUUUAUUGAGUUAGGCUUUAGUUCUUCGGAAGAAGACGUAGACAAUUAUGAAGAAUAUUCUGAUGAUGGAAGGAUAAGCAACGAUGGCUUAGGAAGUACCGAAGUACAAUCUUCCAGAUCUUCUUUUCCUUGGAUUCAAGAUCAUGAUCAUUCAAAACAGAAAGAAAUAGCUGAUUGGCUAACCCUAGAGAUGAACGAUUUUGUGAACUACAUAUCUCCCUCAAAAGACGAGAUAAUGGCGAGGAAUAAGGUAAUAAAUCUGCUCAAGAAACAGAUAAGCUCCUUUUGGGAAAAUACAGAAACGCAUGUUUUUGGCUCUAGUGCUACAGACUUAUAUUUACCGGGGUCAGAUAUAGAUAUGGUGGUUAUAUCAUCUACCGGUGAUUUUGAACAGAGAUCACGUCUUUAUCAGCUAUCGUCCUACUUAAGAAAUAAAAAGUUGGCCAAAAAUAUAGAGGUGAUUGCAAAGGCUAAGGUUCCCAUUAUUAAAUUUGUCGAUCCUUCUACAGGCAUUCAUAUCGAUAUCUCUUUCGAAAGAUCGAACGGUAUUGACGCUGCGAAGAAAAUAAGGAAAUGGCUUGCUUCUACUCCUGGAUUACGAGAAUUAGUGCUUACUGUUAAGCAGUUUCUAAGGUCAAGAAAACUUAAUAAUGUUCACGUUGGAGGUUUGGGUGGAUAUUCUACAAUCAUAUUAUGUUAUCAUUUUUUAAAGAUGCACCCAAGACUAGCGACAAAUAAUAUUUCCAUAUCUGAUAACUUGGGAACGUUAUUAAUUGAGUUCUUUGAGUUAUACGGUCGCAACUUUUCUUAUGACAACUUGAUAAUUGCAAUAGAUAGUACAACAGAUCUACCCAAAUAUUUAUUAAAAAAAGACUAUCCCAAACUAAAUACUUCAAAGAAUCCGUUUACCAUAAUCAUACAGGAUCCUUCGGACCAAGCUAACAAUAUAAGUCGAUCAUCCUACAAUUUGAGAGAUAUUAAAAAAGCAUUUGGGGGUGCGUAUCAGAUGCUUAUAGACAAAUGCUAUCAAUUGAAUGCCGCUUCUUACAAAGACAGAUUAGGACAACUGAUAUUAGGUGAUAUAAUUAAAUAUAGAGGCAAAGAACGAGAUUUCAAUGACGACAGAGAUAAAGUCGCUAAUGAUGCCUUGAUAAACCAUGAAAUAAAAGAGCUGCUAGUAAAGCAGGCCAAAAGCGAUGAGCUCUAUUUUUCAGACGUAUCAGUUGCAACUGAUGAUGAUACCACGUUUGCUGAAAAAAGCAAUUCUAAUGAAAAAAAAGUCGCUGACUAUUUGAGUCUUGAAAAUUUGGAAUCCGAGUCUGAAUCAAAUGAUAGUAAUGAUGUUGAUCCAAAAAAUGAGGAGGAAUUUGAGUCAAAAAAGAAGUCUUCUGUUGAUAAGGACGUCAAAAGAAAUUAUUGGCACCAAAAGGGGAUUGAGAUUUAG
Priceomyces carsonii is the source of this 1869-nucleotide messenger RNA. Its product is annotated as non-canonical poly(A) polymerase. Gene Ontology annotation, cellular component: nucleolus; TRAMP complex. Gene Ontology annotation, molecular function: poly(A) RNA polymerase activity; mRNA binding. NCBI's taxonomy places the organism in Eukaryota, Fungi, Ascomycota, Pichiomycetes, Serinales, Debaryomycetaceae. The record is from RefSeq and is a predicted model, not a curated record. Bases 1 to 1869 code for a protein of 622 amino acids. The transcript has a single exon. Gene Ontology annotation, biological process: RNA 3'-end processing.